UCACGAUACUGAUAAAAACAAGUCAACAAGUUUGUAAUAAAAUCGUUUUAAUUUAGUUUUUAGGACAUAAUCGUAUAAGUAACUCAUUAAAAUGUUAUUCAGGAACAUCAUAUUUAAUUCAGUAAAAGAACAACUGCAUAGAAGUGUUUAUUUCUCCACUGCCGCUAUUCCAAAGGAAAAUAAGAUAAAAGUAGGGGCACACGAAAUCAACUAUGUGAAGGUUGGCAAAGGACCACACACUCUGCUCUGUACUCCCGGCGCUCUUGGCUCAAUAUGGACUGACUUUAAGAUGCAAGUGGAGGGAUUCGAUCAGGACAAAUGCUGUGUAGUAGCUUGGGAUCCUCCAGGGUACGGAAAAAGUAGGCCACCAGAAAGAGAAUUCCCUACUGACUUCUAUGAAAAAGAUGCAGAUGCUGCGAUUUCUUUUAUGAAAGAGCUCAAUUUUCCAAAGUUUUCUCUUUUGGGUUGGAGUGAUGGUGGAAUUGUGGGUCUGAUUCUCGCAGCAAAAUAUCCAAAUGCUAUAAACAAACUAGUAGUGUGGGGAGCCAACUCUUUUAUACUGCCACAUGAGCUAGAAAUAUACAAAAAUAUAAGAGAUGUAAGUAAAUGGUCAAAGAAAAUGCGAGAACCAAUGGUAGAGUUGUAUGGGGAAGAAUACUUCCCAAAGCUGUGGUCAAACUGGAUUGAUGGAGUAAUAGCUGUAUACAACAAGAAUGAUGGUAACAUUUGUGCGGAGAUGCUGAAGAAUAUCAAAUGCCCAACAUUCAUACUGCAUGGUGAAAAAGACCCCAUGGUGGAUAAUGUGCAUGUGUCACACUUGCAUACCCAUAUUGAGGGAGCCAGGAUUCACCUCUAUCCAGAUGGAAAACACAAUAUCCACAUAAAAUAUGCGCAAGAUUUUAACAAAAGAGUGCAAGACUUCUUGCUGCAGCCAUAACACAUAUUUUGAAAAUUGCGACGCGUCAUGUUUUUCGCCUACUGCAUAUUCUCUAUUGUUCUAUUAUUAUUUGGGUACAAAAUUUUGCUAUGAAAAUAUGGAAGCCAUUUCAACGCGCGCAUUUGCUCUUCAACGCUCAUUCGCGCUUCCAUUUCAUUUUGACGACCUUUGUGACUCAAUGGUUGAACGUGUGGCGGUUUGAAUCCCGCCGACAGAACUUAAAUAAAAUAACCACAAUCCACAUAUUAUUAUGCUGUAGGCGAAAACCAUAACGUCACUUCGACUCUGCCCCAGUGAGUUGAACCUAAAAAUUUUACAAUACGAAUUUAUUUUUUUAUAUAUAAUAUUUCGUCUAUCCUUG
Aricia agestis (brown argus) is the source of this 1298-nucleotide messenger RNA. RefSeq names its product valacyclovir hydrolase. The coding region runs from base 92 to 937 and encodes 281 amino acids. Lineage: Eukaryota; Metazoa; Arthropoda; Insecta; Lepidoptera; Lycaenidae. The record is from RefSeq and is a predicted model, not a curated record. The transcript is spliced from 5 exons.